CACAUGGAAUCCAGAAAUAAAUCUCAAGUUUCAGAAUUUCUUCUUCUGGGGUUUUCAGAGGAACCAGAAUUACAACCCUUCAUCUUUGGUCUUUUCCUGUCCAUGUACCUGGUCACCAUCUUUGGGAACCUUCUCAUCAUCCUGGCCACCAUCUCUGACUCUGACCUCCACACACCCAUGUACUUCUUCCUCUCCAAUCUGUCCUUUGCUGACAUCUGUAUAUCCUCCACCACUGUCCCAAAGAUGCUGGUGAAUAUUCAGACACAGAUAAAUGUCAUUUCUUAUGCUGGCUGCCUCAGUCAGAUGUCCUUUUUCUUACUCUUUGCAGUGUUGGAGGACUUCCUCCUGACUGUGAUGGCCUAUGACCGCUUUGUUGCUGUCUGUCACCCCCUGCACUACCUGGUCAUUAUGAAUCCCCGGCUCUGUGUCCUGCUGCUUCUGGGCUCCUGGUUCAUAAGUGUCCUGCAUUCUUUGUUACACAGCUUUAUGGUGUUGCAGCUCUCCUUUUGUACACACCUGGAAAUCCCCCACUUUUUCUGUGAACUUCAUGAGAUGACCCAACUUGCCUGUUCAGACAGUUUCAUCCAUGACAUAGUGAUGUAUUUUGCAAUUGGGCUGCUGGGUGUGGUUCCUCUUGCUGGGAUCCUUUUCUCUUACUCUAAGAUUGUUUCCUCUAUAUGUGCAAUCUCAUCAGCUCAAGGUAAGUAUAAAGCAUUUUCCACAUGUGUGUCUCACAUCUCAGUUGUAUCCUUAUUUUAUUUUACAAGCCUAGGGGUGAACUUUAGUUCUUGUGGUACACAGAAAACCCAUUCAAAUGCACCAGCCUCAGUGAUGUAUACUGUUGUCACACCCAUGCUGAACCCUUUUAUCUACAGUCUAAGAAAUAAAGAUAUAAAAGGGGCUCUGAAAAAAUUCUUUGGAUUAAGUUCUCAUUAG
Molecule: messenger RNA, 936 nt
Organism: Choloepus didactylus (southern two-toed sloth)
Lineage: Eukaryota; Metazoa; Chordata; Mammalia; Pilosa; Megalonychidae
Product: olfactory receptor 7A10-like
Exons: 1
Coding region: 4-936 (310 amino acids)
Biological process (GO): G protein-coupled receptor signaling pathway
Cellular component (GO): membrane
Molecular function (GO): G protein-coupled receptor activity; olfactory receptor activity
Source: RefSeq, a predicted model, not a curated record